AUGGCGACUGGUGGUUAUGAUGAUGAGAAAGAGAAGGUGGAGAAGGAAGGUCCUGUUGAAAGUGUAAAGCAGCGGAAAGAACUUUCCAAACUUAACGAGUAUUCUGAAUAUCAUGUAAUGAUGCUUGGGCCAUUAAGCCCCCUUUUAUCAUUUUUGCUGUGUAAAAUAGUCAAGUGUUGCUGGAUUGCAGAAAUGUACCACGAAGCCCUUCUAGAAGGAGAUAGGGAUGAGCCUAAAACACAUAGUAACACGACUUUAGAGACAUUCAAUUUAAAUUAUGAAAUGUCCAUUCUUUGCAGGAUUAAAUUUUAA
Messenger RNA from Echinococcus granulosus, 312 nucleotides. RefSeq lists its product as hypothetical. NCBI's taxonomy places the organism in Eukaryota, Metazoa, Platyhelminthes, Cestoda, Cyclophyllidea, Taeniidae. The coding region runs from base 1 to 312 and encodes 103 amino acids. The record is from RefSeq and is a predicted model, not a curated record. The transcript has 2 exons.